AUGCGCAUCAUCACUCCCGAGAACCUGCACUAUCCCAUCACCGUCACGAGGCUACUCCGCAAGCCCCAAGACCAGGUCGACUACAAUGCGCCUCUCUUCGCCUACCACUAUAAGACCAAGGUCCUAGAAGGUGAUGAGGAGACGCGCGAGAACAAGCUGGUCGAGCGUAUUUGUCCCUCCACUUUCGAGAGCACUGCAGAAGGCAUCUUGACCGAAUGGCACAUCGCCGAAGGACGCGUCAUAAGCAGGCCUNNGGGUGAGCGAGCCAAACCCCAAGCACUUGUCUAA
This is a messenger RNA of Aureobasidium musti, 288 nucleotides long. Lineage: Eukaryota; Fungi; Ascomycota; Dothideomycetes; Dothideales; Saccotheciaceae. The record is from the annotation of a GenBank genome assembly.